CACUUGAAUAAUGAUGAUAAGUUGUGUGCGACGGCGUAUAGGGCGUUCGGUUCGAUUGUUGAGGUGUUCGCUGAGGAUUACAAUAAACGACUCGAUGGUAUCAUUGAGAAUGAGGUAUUCAGUUUGCUGACAAGUGCUCAUCAUAGCGAUGUGGCUUCAGCGGAAGAGAUGAGUGCAGAUAAAGAGGAUGUAGAAGGGAAAAAUGUCUUAUAUCAUCGAUUGACGUCGAAUCAUGGCGGUGUCAGGGACUGGUGUGUUUCAAAGAUAAUGGGACUGAAGUUCAUGUGUAUAUACUUGAUAACACAACAUGCGCACUGCAAUGAAACUGUUAUCAAGUUGACAGCUCGCGUGGUGAACUUUUUCUCAUCGAUUAUCGAAUGCCCCGAAGAGGUGUUUCAUGACACAUUGAGUGAUGCGGAAAAGGCACAGAUGAGGGCAAUGGCCGGAUGUUGUCUACUGAAGAUAGCAUCUUGUCGUGAACUGGCGAAAAUGGUCGAUGUGGACAAAUUCAUUGGCAUGUCACGACUUGUGCAUGACGAGGUGGCAUUCGUUCGUUUACGGUUCGUAUCACGACUGAUCAAGCACCUGGACGUGAUGAAUCUCUCAGUUGAAUAUAUGGGCAUGUUGGCUCUGCUUCCGCUGGUCGACGAUCGAGAUCUGAAAACGAAAAUCAAGAUUCUUUUGGAGAGAAAUAUCGCCAUUCGACGACGUUUUCUGUCAAAAGCUGAAAAUAGAGUGAUUGCACCAUAUCACCAACCAGAAUAUUGUAUGGCGUAUGCGGUGUAUGUUUUGUCGAAAUACGAAGGGUUCACUUCCUAUACGGACGAGUGUACACUUGUGAAGUUGAGAGGAUGUCUAUGGUUUUUGCUGGAACUCUUCCAGAAUACGAAGGAUAUGAAGAAUCUGGAAUUCAUUCGAAUCAUAUUCCAGGAUAUAAAAGGUUGUCAGGAUAAGAGAAUGCCUCUGGAAUGGGAUAAAGGCUGUGAAGAGAACAAAAAGAUGUGGGUUCUGUGCGAUGUCGGCAUUCUGUUGCUUUCGUAUAGAAUCAAAUUAAAUUUCGGCGGGAUCAGUGAGAAACGACCGGUGCUCAGUAAACGUUUCUUCGAGCCUAUUCCAAGCAAGCUGAAGCAUAAGAUUGAAAUAUACGUACCGGAGAAAUUAAUCGAAGAGGAGAAGCGUGGAAUGAAAGGAGGGGGCGCGGCUCGCCUGAAAGCUGAUGGAACACUAGUCGCAUCUAAUACAGCGACAUCGGAGAAAUCUGCAGAUACAACCGCUCGUUUGGUGAAACGUGCGCCCGUUAAGAAGAUACGACGUGCUAGGAAAGGUGACGAAAUAUUUGAUGCGAGUGAGGUAGCUUCAGACGGAGAAGAGAAUGAGACAACGACUGAUUCAGAGGUGUCUUCGAUUGCUGCCGUUCGUCAGUCGUCGUCCAAAAAAAUUGAUGUGUCAACUAGUAAUCAGUUGGAAAGUUUGAGUUUUGUUGAUAAGCUUCAGCUGAAAGCAAAGCAGUCGUCGCGGUCCGAUAAACGCACACCAGCUCCAUCUACCUCACAACCGCAACAAAAACCCAAAAAGCAAUCACCCCGUUCUCCUCGAGUUACGGCAAAAACGAUGUCCACUCGCAUGAGUAACGAUCUACGGAAUGUCAGUGUUAUGAUAUCACCGAUACUGCGAUCUAGUGUUGUUGAGAGCGAUGCUCAUCGACAGAUGGUGAGUGUUUCGUUUGUUUCGUUUGGGGAUAUGCUAUAA
Messenger RNA from Anisakis simplex (herring worm), 1749 nucleotides. Lineage: Eukaryota; Metazoa; Nematoda; Chromadorea; Rhabditida; Anisakidae. The record is from the annotation of a GenBank genome assembly.